UGUUGUUUUGAAUGCAUGCCUGCUCCAGGAUAACUUGUAGGGAGUUUCCGUGAGUUCAGUCUUUGCACCAGGCUGACAUUUCAGGGGUUGGUAUGACUUCCCCAGUAGCCACUAAAUUACAUUUUCCUCAGGAAUUUGGAGAUAAGCACUUAUAAAGGGGAGGCACUGCUCUCCAGUGGUGACUAGUCAGCAGUGCGGCCAUCUUCUCCUCACAAACCUGCUUAUGUUGCCAAGUCAUGCUCUCACUGUCAAAGCCUAUGAUAAGGAAUUUUGUUGACUUCAUUGAUUAUUUCUACAAUUCUGUUUUUUCCAUGUUUUAGAAACCUUAAACAUGCUCUCAGUCUCAUUAUUAAAAACGAUUUGCAAGCAAUACUACAUAUGCUACAGUAAUAGGUAUGGCAACAUUACAGUGUAUAUUAAAAGAGGUAAAUAGUUAUUUCAUAGGCGUUGCACACUUCCUGGCUCCUCCUCCCAUCAUCAGCACACCUGUUCUUGACCAAUCCAGACAGAGCCAGGCUCAGAGCUCCACCCACUGCAGCUGAUGGCGUUACCAUGGGUUACCAAGGGUGGAGGCUUGUCAUCUCUCUGCAUUGGACGCAGCAGCAGCAACACCAGCCAGCUGCAAUAUUGACUACACCUGCUUUCUCCAUGAAAGGCAGUUGCUGACUGAGCAUGCUUGCUUCCUCUGGGUGACAAACUUUUAAGUGCAGAGUGUAAACAGGUCUGAACAGAUGUCAUAUAAAAAAUCUGUGGGUUUACAUGAGGCGCUAUAAGUGCCAGCACCUUGGCUUCUCCCCCCAACUGUUUAUCAGGCUUGCUGCCAACUUUCUCACUAAUUAUCCAACACACCCCCUCUGUCAGUAUUAUCCCUGCACUUUCCACCAAUAUUUUCAGUGCUGACCUUCAGUGAUUGCAGGCCUUUCCCGUCGUCUACCGACCACCCACGCACACCCAAAAAGCGAUCCACCCAUCCCUCAGAGAGCAAGUACAGUGGCUGACACGUUGUUAUGGAAACUGUGCUGACAUGCUAAAAUGUAUUCCACAGUCACCACUGCAGUGGAGGGUUUGUCUGUUUUAAUGUGAGUUAGGAAGGGUUUAUUUAGUUGUACUGGAUGACCCUGUACUACUACACUUGUACUGUACACUAGCUUUGACUGCAACUGUAAAAGAGGUGCGGUAUGAAUCUAGUAGCAAUGGUUUUAAUCAACAUGACACUAUGAUAUCCGACUUAUGGGUCUCUAAACUUUUGAAUACACAUGUUCAACUAUUCAGAUUUUAGUAUAGCUAAAUACACAUUUCUUCAUGCUGCGUCUACAUCAGCCACACUGCUUGCCAAUUCUGAUCUUACAUUAACUUGUGCUCACGUCACUGCAAGUUUCUAGGCUGGAAUGACUGUGGAAACUAGUGCUUGUGUAGCCGCGUAAACCUUCGCAUCACAGCACACAAAUAUGGUGCGUUCAAGCGCUGUAAAUUUACUACGUAUUUAUGAAUUGUUACCAACACGAAUUAGAUAUUUUAUACAUAAAUGUGUUUUUUUCUCGAGGGGGUGCUUGAAUAUGUAUAUACACAGGACAGAGGUGUACUAAAUAUUAUUAAGUGAGAAAAAAAUCCAAACCCACAGGUGCCCUCUAAACUGGUUAGACUACCCUUAGCAGCAACAACUGCAAUCAAGCGUUGGUGAUAACUUACAGUGAGUCUCUUUCAGCGCUGUGGAGGAAUUUUGUCUCACUCAUCUUUGCAGAAUUGUUGUCAUUCAGCCACAUUGGAGGGUUUUCCAGCAUGAAGUGCCAAUAGGAUUCAGGUCAGGACUUUGACUAGGCCACUCCAAAGUCUUCAUUUAGUUUUUCUUCAGCCAUUCAGAGGUUGACUUACUUUUUGGAUCAGAACCUAAGUUGAUUUUAACUUAGGAUCACAGAGCUACAGUAUGCCCAGACAUUCUACUUUUUGAGAGCAGAAUUCAUGGUUCCAUUUAUCUCUGCAAGUUUUCCAGGUCCUGGAGCAGCAAAACAGCCCCAGGCCAUCAUACUACCACCACCAUAUUUUACUUUUGGUAUGAUGCUACAUCGUAGAGUGCUACAUAGACCACAGAGUAUUUCCCAAAGGUCUUGGGGAUCAUGAGGAUGUUUUCUGUCAAAAUUGUGGUGAGCCUUAAUGUUUUUUUGUUUUUUUUCAGCAGUGGUUUUGGUCUUGGAACUCUGACAUGCAGGCCAUUUUUGCCCAGUGUCUUUCUUAUGGUGGCGUCAUGAACAUUGACUUUACCUGAGGCAAGUGAGGCCUGCAGUGCUUUUGGUUCAUGACUGUUCCAUGUUUUUGCCAUUUGUGGAUAAUAAUAAUAAUGGCUUUCAAUGUGGUUUGCUGGAAUCCCAAAACUUUAGAAAUGGCUUUAGAACAUUUUCCACACAAAUAGAUUAGUUUUAUUAGUUACAUUAGUUAUGUUUUAUGGGUUAAUGUGCGGUUGCUCAGUUGUGUAGUCACUGUUUAAUAUUUAAAUUAGUUUGACUAGUGGAAACUAGUGCUUCAAAUUCGGUAUUAAAUGUGGAAAAAAUGUCUGCAAAUUCAAUAUUAUAAACUACUGCUGUCACUCCAGUUAGGAAAUGAUCUGCAAAAACUCCCUAAGCUUUUAAUUGGUAACUCCUGUAAUCAAUAUUCAGAUUCUAGUAGGGUAUCAUUUGGCGGAUGUCAGAAUAUGUGGUGCUGAAAGAACAGCGCCACUCCUUGUAAGAUUGGGUGUGACUUCCGGGAACUCUUCUGCACCUCAAACUUCUACCGGAAAUCACGUAACACCUUAUCCAUUGGUAAACUCUUUGUUAAACUCCCUUAGAUAUUUCAAGACACACCGGAUGUCCCCCUGGUAAUUCCUGGUAUUGCACCGUCGGUCCUGCUUUUAUUUUGACAGGGUAGACUCUCGUCGUGUCCCUCACGUAGGCGUACUUGUCACAUUGCUCGCAUGCUGGACUCUUAGAAAUAAAAGUGCGCUAAUAUACCUACAUCUUUUUUCUUUUCAUAUUUCCUCAAGGGUGGGGUUCUUCCACGCGUGCAGUGUCCUUUUGAUUUCCUGGCUUCAGUGACUCUGCCCCCACCUGCAAGUGGAUCCCUCUCAAGGCGGUGGCCGUGCAGGAGAGAAGAAGCUUUUUUUCCCCGUGUAAAGCAGCAACACCGCCUGCAAUUAAAGCAUGUCGACCACGGGUGGAAUUUUUACCAACAUGGGCUCCGACAGCCCGGCCAGGCCCAGGCAGCAGUUCUGUGGCAUGUUCUGCCCGGUGGAAGGCUCUUUGCUGGACAGCAAGACUUUGGACUUGGAUGCGCUCUCGGCGUGCAGAGGCAAGCGAGACAGUCGAGUCAUUGACCGGCAGAGCGACAUCUCCCAGCCCAAGAAGGUGGAGAUCAGGGAGAGCACAGGGAAAGAGGCGCUGCAGAACCUGGAUGACAAAAAGAGCGACCGUCUUCUUAUCAAAGGAGCAAAGAUCGUCAAUGAUGACCAGUCUUUCUGUGCCGACAUUUACAUGGAGGAUGGAGUCAUCAAACAAAUUGGGGAGAACCUCAUUGUGCCCGGCGGGGUCAAAACCAUCGACGCCCAUGGGCGCAUGUUGAUGCCAGGCGGGAUCGAUGUGCACACACGCUUCCAGAUGCCAGAUCGAGGUAUGACAUCUGCUGAUGACUUCUACCAGGGAACCAAAGCGGCGUUGGCAGGAGGCACCACCAUGAUCAUCGACCACGUGGUACCCGAGCCAGGCGUCAGUCUCAUCUCGGCCUUCGAGCAAUGGCGCGACUGGGCUGACAGCAAGUCAUGCUGCGACUACUCUCUGCACGUGGACAUCACAGAGUGGCACAGAGGCAUGCAGGAAGAGAUGGAGACGCUCGUCAAGGAUCAUGGUGUCAACUCCUUCCUGGUCUAUCUGGCUUAUAAGGAUCUUUUCCAGCUAACUGACACCCAGGUGUAUGAGGUGUUUAGUGUGAUCCGUGAUCUGGGAGCCAUUGCUCAGGUGCAUGCUGAAAAUGGAGACAUUGUUGCUGAGGAACAGCGAAGGAUCCUGGAGCAAGGCAUCACUGGUCCUGAGGGACAUGUGUUGAGCCGUCCUGAGGAGGUGGAGGCAGAGGCUGUAAACCGCUCUGUGACUGUGGCCAAUCAGACCAACUGUCCCCUGUACGUGACCAAGGUGAUGAGCAAGAGUGCUGCUGAUGUCAUCGCCCAAGCCAGGAAGAAGGGUACUGUGGUUUAUGGAGAACCAAUCACUGCUAGCCUGGGAACAGACGGCUCCCACUACUGGAGCAAGAACUGGGCCAAGGCAGCAGCUUACAUCACCUCCCCUCCACUGAGCCCUGACCCAACCACACCGGACUAUCUCAACUCCCUGCUCUCCUGCGGUGACCUGCAGGUGACAGGAAGUGCACAUUGUCCCUUUGACACCGCUCAACGUGCUGUGGGCAAAGAUGACUUCAGCUUGAUUCCUGAAGGUGUCAAUGGGACAGAGGAGAGGAUGCCCAUCAUCUGGGACAAAUGUGUGGUAACCGGAAAGAUGGACGAAAACCAGUUUGUGGCGGUGACCAGCACCAACGCGGCCAAGAUCUUCAACCUGUAUCCCCGUAAGGGUCGCAUUGCUGUAGGUUCUGAUGCUGAUCUGGUUCUGUGGGACCCUGACGUCACAAAGAUCAUCUCUGCCAAGAACCACAACUCGACUGUGGAGUAUAACAUCUUUGAAGGAACAGAAGUGCGUGGCGGGCCUCUGGUGGUGAUCAGCCAGGGUAAGAUCGUCUUGGAAGAAGGAAAUCUCCACACUACAGAAGGUUCUGGACGUUUUGUGGCCCGCAAACCUUUCCCCGACUACGUCUACAAGAGGAUAAAAGCUCGCAGCAGGCUAGCUGAGCUGAGGGGCGUGCCCAGAGGACUGUAUGACGGUCCGGUGUGUGAGGUGUCCGUCACCCCUAAAGCCAUGACCCCCGCCUCCUCUGCAAAGACGUCGCCCGCGAAGCAACCCAACCAGCCGGUCCGGAACCUUCAUCAGUCAGGCUUCAGCCUCUCUGGCGCUCAGAUCGAUGACAACAUUCCUCGCCGGAACACCCAACGCAUUGUGGCGCCGCCAGGUGGCAAGGCCAACAUCACCAGCCUGGGUUAGAGCAUCGGCAUCCCAUCGCUGUGUUGGAGAGGAGGAAGUACUGGUACUGAGGAAGGACACCCGACAGGUUCGAUGCCGCGGACCUUUUCCCAACAACUGACUGGGUCUUUCUUCAGCCGGGAUCUUUAACUCCUCCACUUCUUCUUUUUUUCACAUUCCCACUUCCUUUCCCCUCCAAACAAAAAAGAUCUGCCUCAUAUGAUCAUUUGCGCACUUUUUAUUUCAUUUUCGUACCCUUUUUGUCCACUCCGCCAUUGGAUAGACUCAUGUAACAUAGGCAAGAUGAUUGGGUUCCAACAUUCAUCCCAUAAUCCACCCUUAUGGUUCUUCACUCAUUUGGCAACUUCCUGAAAAGCUUCAUGUCUGCAUGUUUCCGGCCAUCACCGAGCAGGGAGAAGGUUACUUAAGGGAAAUAAAAUGCCUUAUUGUCGCUCCACAUCAUCCAUUUCACACAGCAGCUAUAGAAUUUCCAAACUUAACCUGCAGUUGAAGCCGUCCAUCACCGAGCAGUGCUUUUACACACGGAAUGUUUUCCUCUACAAGCCCUCUUUCUUUUCUUGCUCUUGAUGUGCCUGAAGCCACAGAAGGUGUAUACAUAGCGGAGAUGUUUUGGUGUUCUUGAAGUGAACGAUGUAAGAUAAAACGAUGUAAAAUAGCCAGGAUAAACCGAUUCAAAGGUGCCAGAUUUUUGUGUUUUCUUUUUGGGCCUAUUGUGCCAGUAGAGCCCCCUGUAAAGAUGAAAAAAAAAAAGCUGACUUUUUUUUGUUGUCAAAUUUAGUGUGAACUUGUGACUACUUGCUGAACGGCUGAGCAGAUGUUGUUUUGCGCUUGGAAAGAGGCGGCGAGCUGAUGUUCUGUACUGUACGUGUGACUGGUGUGCAGUGUUGAUGUUGGAGGGAUGGACCCAUGCAGCAAUCCUUAUGUAAUAUUUCCUUUUUAUGCACGAUUGAUCUGCUUUUCAUCCCCACAAGCAAUGGACUUUUUUUUUUUUUUUAAUCUUUGCAAAAGAGCAGCUACUAUAACCCCCAUGUAAUAUUCUUCACAAAGCCCCUGUUUGAUUGUGUAAUUAGAAUGUCCUAUUUGUAACAACACUUUAGCUUGUAUUCCAUGUAGCAGCAAGGCAAUGUAACAAAUGUGUUGAAAGUUGCGACUGGAGGAUGAUGGGAAAUGGGAACUUGUGGAUCAUCUUUAUUCCCUCACAUUUUUAUUGUUAUCUCAUUUCAUAUGCUGCACUAGUGAACCAUGUUUUCCUUUUAGUUUGGUGCAAAUUUCAAUUGUCUAACCAAAAUUGCUGAUUCCGAUCAUGCACCAACCGCAGCAGGCGGAGCUAGACGGUCUGUUGAUUGAGCUAUCCUAGAUGGUCCUGCUACUAUGAUGUCAAACUAUGUUAAAAAGCCAUUCCAAACAAUACCAUGCUGGAGAGGCCCCGUUAUUCCCUUCCUUUCAUUGUUUGAAGCUGUUGCUACAGCAACAGAGCUUCUCAUGAGCUGCUGCUUGUGCUCGUUGUAGCCAUACACACACACAAAAACACGCACACACACACAUUAAGCAAUCGCAUCCCUCCUUGGACUACACAACUGUACUUUUUGAUAAAGCCCUGUGUCAGCCAGAGUGCUUCUACUAUGCCAUGUUAUGCUCAUCAAACACGAGUGAUAUGUAUGUUCGCUGUGUGCUGCAGACUGCGAGGAAAUGCUGUUGUUGUUCUACACUGCCUUGCUCCUAAAACUAUAUUACCCCUUCCCCUUUGUGAAAGUUAUACUGUGUGAUUUUGUCCCGGUGGCUGUGAGGAGUUCGGGAUGCUUGCUCGAUAUGGGAACAAAAAAAGUGUCAAAUUCAAUGGAUGGUGAAGUUAAAAAAAAACUUCAAA
This is a messenger RNA of Doryrhamphus excisus (bluestripe pipefish), 6981 nucleotides long. It is a transcript of the gene dpysl2b, whose product is annotated as dihydropyrimidinase like 2b. Gene Ontology annotation, molecular function: hydrolase activity, acting on carbon-nitrogen (but not peptide) bonds, in cyclic amides. Lineage: Eukaryota; Metazoa; Chordata; Actinopteri; Syngnathiformes; Syngnathidae. The record is from RefSeq and is a predicted model, not a curated record. Gene Ontology annotation, cellular component: cytoplasm; cytosol.